UGCCGUAGGCGUGCGCCUGUGAUCGUGGACUACUUGAAGCAUGCGCUACCUAGCGCGUGACUAUUAAGUUUUCAUGAAUUUAGUUUGUAAGAAUAGCUAAUAUAAUUAUGUGGUUUCCUUUUUUUUUGAAGGUAGGAACCAUUUACAAGAGAGGCAAAGGUAGGGGUGGACCGUAUUGUCUGGUUGCACCAACGAGAAGCAGCAUGGAAGUGAAAGAUGCCAAUUCUGCCAUGCUCAGCAAUUAUGAAGUCUAUCAGCUGUUAAUGGACUUGAAGGAGCAAAAGAAAGAGAGUGGAAAAAACAAACACAGUGCUGGUCAGCAGAACCUCAAUACAAUCAUGUAUGAAACUUUAAAGUAUCUAUCAAAGACACCUUGUAAGCUCCAAUCCCCUGUUGUAGUGAGAGACUUUCUGAAUGCUAUGCUUUCUCACAAGCUUACAAAGGCUGAGAAACUGCAACUUCUGAAUCACAGACCCCAGACAGCUGUUGAGAUUCAACUGAUGGUGGAAGAGAGCGAAGAACGUCUGACAGAGGAACAAAUAGAGCAACUCAUUGAAACAGUAACAACAAUUCUGCCAAGUGAUCCUGAAGAGGAACAGUUAACUGCUGCAAAGGAGGACGAGGAAGAAGUUGUGGAGGAACAGCAUUAGACCCAAAAAGAUACUUAAGCUGAAAGAGAUAAAAUUGGACCAAUGGAACUUCCUUCAUUUGCUGUCCGAGCAUGACCUUGUUGAGAAGAGAUUACUUGCCAACUUAAGUCAAAGUGUGAUCAUACGCAAGUUAACCUUGCCUAAAUUUAACUGUUUGGCACAAAGCUUUAAUAUAAUAGUUUAGUACAGCAAAGAUUGGCAGUGAAGGAGUUUUGUAAUUCUUUCCUGGAGAAUAUACACUGCCAGGCCUCAAGAAAAAUAAAAGCUAAAUAUUAUUAAAGUGAAUAUGUUUCUGGGGUGAAGAAGAGCCAAGGAGGCAGAGCUUAUAACUCAGUUAUCUAUAUUGUUUUUCUCAUGCUAUUAUUUUUAUUCUGUUUGGAGCCCCAUCUGAUAUAGUAGUACAUUGCCACCCAUUUUGCUUUAUAUAGCUAAAAUCAAUUAAACAUUCAAGGUGUAUGUUGAGAGAAACAGAACUAUCUUGGCUUAAGGAUUAAUAUUAUACAGAAUUUGAUACAGAUGCACUGCUGUUUGGAUCUUAUUUAUUCUGCAGGUUGUUAGGCCAUGAGUUAUGUUAACACCAUGCUAAGCUCCGUUUAGGACAAAGAAAAUUGAAAAAGGCUGAGAGUGCUUUUAUUUCCAGAGAUGUUUUUUUUUCUUUAUAAUUUAUAUAUAUGUACUUAUCAAAGAGCACUGGGAGAUUUUUUUUUUUUUAAUGUAACCAGAAUGCAAGUAUGGAUCCAUCUGGAUUUGAAAACCUUAGUCAAGGGAGGGACUUGAAGGACUGUGAACAACGAAGUGAUAUAAUUUAAUAGGCUAUCACUCACACUUUAAAUAAAGCAUAGGAGAAAGAAUAAUU
Molecule: messenger RNA, 1506 nt
Organism: Polypterus senegalus (gray bichir)
Lineage: Eukaryota; Metazoa; Chordata; Cladistia; Polypteriformes; Polypteridae
Gene: crcp
Product: calcitonin gene-related peptide-receptor component protein
Exons: 6
Coding region: 108-650 (180 amino acids)
Biological process (GO): transcription initiation at RNA polymerase III promoter
Cellular component (GO): RNA polymerase III complex
Molecular function (GO): nucleotide binding
Source: RefSeq, a predicted model, not a curated record